Molecule: messenger RNA, 2136 nt
Organism: Mercenaria mercenaria
Lineage: Eukaryota; Metazoa; Mollusca; Bivalvia; Venerida; Veneridae
Exons: 15
Coding region: 397-1761 (454 amino acids)
Molecular function (GO): enzyme regulator activity; calcium ion binding
Source: RefSeq, a predicted model, not a curated record
UUUAAAUAAUCUUAUAAUACAUGUUAUAUUAAAAAUCGGAUUAAUCUUUUAAUCAAUUUAUCCUGUCAACGAUCAAGGACUAUAUGGUCAUAACUGACACGGUAGAUGUAUUUAAUAAGGGUGCAAUAGAUUUGAUACAGAGAUUAAUAGCAACCUUUUGAACGGGACACACAAAUAAACGCUUAAAGGUUAAGGGCACAAAAAUCACCGCUUAGUUCUUUUUAAUUUAUUUAAAUAAAUAAUUUAAAAUAAUCAGUGACCUAUGUCAAAUUUAUGGAAGGAACAAAUUUGAAUCGGCUACGUGAUUGAUCAUUCAGUUCUAUUCUGGAAAACAAACAAUACGGAUUUAAGUUUUUUGUUUAUUUUGUUGUUUUGAAAAAAUAAAGUACAAUAAAUAUGGAGUCUUUGGGUCUGACAGAAGAGCAGAUUGAAGAAUUCAGAGAAGCAUUCAGUCUGUUUGACAAGGAUGGUGACGGCACGAUGACAACUAAAGAACUAGGGACAGUAAUGAGAUCCUUUGGCUUAGAUCCUUCACAAAAAGAACUUAUUGAAAUGGUUGCUGAAGUCGAUGUCGACGGGAAUGGUGAAAUAGAUUUCGAAGAGUUUCUAAUGAUGAUGGCUAAAAAGAUGAAUGACGUUGAUCAUGAAGCUGAAAUUAAAGAAGCAUUUGAAAUCUUUGACAGAGAAAAUUCCGGCUUUGUUACUCAUGCUGAUCUUAAGCAUGCUAUGUAUCAACUGGGUGAAAAGCUGACAGAUGAAGAAGUUAGUGAAAUGCUGAAAGAAGCUGAAACGGAGAAGCCAGGGAAAAUGACAUGGGAUGCUAAAAGUGUGACUGUGGAAGAGCAUAUUUCGGAGGAAAUGAUUGAAGAGUUUCGCGAGGCCUUUACGCUGUUUGACAAAGAUGGGGAUGGUGAAAUUGAUAUCGGCCAGCUAGUGGAAACAUUGAAGAGCUUGGGUCAAAACCCUUCACAGAGGGAAAUCGAUGAACUUGUCCGAGAGUUUGAUGCAAAUGGGGAUGGUGUAAUAGACUUUGACGAGUUUAAGGUUUUAAUGUACAAAAAGAUGAAGAACACAGAAGAUACGGACGAUAUCAGAGAUAUUUUUCAAUGUUUAGACAUUCGCAAACAUGGUUAUUUUACUGCAAAAGACUUGCAUUCAGUUACUGUAAGGCUAGGAGAAACAUUUACGAUGGAUGAGGCAGAAGAACUAGUCAAUGGUACUGUCACCGAAGAACCCGGAAAAAUCAAUUAUGAUGAAUUAUACUAUCGGCUGAUGUGUAUGACAGAACAGACUGCUGUUAAAGACUGCAGUCCGAAUAAUCAUGGACUUAAAGACAAGGAAGUGCAAGAGUUUAAAGAGGCAUUUGCACUGUUUGACAAAGAUGCAAGUGGUACAAUAUCAACGGAAGAACUGGGUACGGUAAUGCGGUCACUGGGACAGAACCCAACAGACACUGAACUCAGAGACAUGAUAAACGAAGUGGAUAUCGAUGGAAAUGGUGAAAUAGACUUUGGCGAGUUUUUAGAAAUGAUGGCUAAAAGAUGUCAUGAUCAUCCUGACCCGCAAAGGGAACUCAGAGAAGCUUUUAAUGUAUUUGACAAAGACGGGGAUGGCUUUAUAAGUGCAGAAGAGCUCCGAGUGGUGAUGACUAACUUGGGAGAAAAACUCACAAAGAAAGAAGUCGAUGAAAUGCUCAGGGAGGCUGAUAUUAAUGGCGAUGGAAAAAUAGACUAUGACGAAUUUGUCCAGAUGAUGAACUAAUAGUUCCUGAGUUUGAAGCUGAACAUUGGAACACUGCUGACAUAUAAACAAUGAACAAAUUUGGUGAAAAUAAGUUACAGUUAAUUUCAAUUAUUACUGCAUUUUAUGACUUUAGCUUUUGAAAGUAUUAUAUACAUGAUAUGUUAGAGAUUUUAACUUUUACUUUGACCUCACAAACAUCUUAAUUUCCAAAGCGUUAUUAUUUCACAUUACUUUUAUGGAAACUAUCUUACUGCAAACUGAGUGUAGUGUCUUACAACUGGGUCUCAAUUACUAUGCAUUACGUAUGCCAUUUAGUAUAUAAUUAUUCAUGAUUGUAUGUGUCAAUAAGCUGUAAUGUGCGUAAAAUUAAUAAAUGUAUGUUCUGUUCUGUAA